This is a messenger RNA of Anguilla rostrata (American eel), 7779 nucleotides long. RefSeq names its product homeodomain-interacting protein kinase 1-like. The transcript is spliced from 17 exons. Gene Ontology annotation, cellular component: cytoplasm; nucleus; PML body. The record is from RefSeq and is a predicted model, not a curated record. Gene Ontology annotation, molecular function: protein serine/threonine kinase activity; protein tyrosine kinase activity; ATP binding. Lineage: Eukaryota; Metazoa; Chordata; Actinopteri; Anguilliformes; Anguillidae. Gene Ontology annotation, biological process: peptidyl-serine phosphorylation; peptidyl-threonine phosphorylation; smoothened signaling pathway. Bases 350 to 3688 code for a protein of 1112 amino acids.
CUUGAGCCUCUCAUAGGGAUGUGGGCUCUUCCGGUGGAGAUGCCGAUUGCUGGAAUAGCUUUAUCCGUGUUUAUUUUGGGCCGUUAACAAACUGUUUCGAUGAAUAAACAGCUCUGUAAUUUAGCUGUUUGGUUGUGUGACUCAUUAUGGUUUCGACUAUGUCGCACUUUCUUUUGGUAAAUGUGUCUUGAGAGAAAUAAUAGUAUAGUUGUCAAACCCGAUUACAGAAGAGCACGUCUUCGAGGUUAAAUGUAGCUCGGGACAUUAUGUAUUUUGGUGAAAAGGUGUCAGUUGCGGAAUACAGCACAGCGUCAAUCUGGAGUUGACGCUAGAAAAUUAACUCGCAGGUAUGGCCUCCCAGCGUCAUCCGUUUUCGUCCCCAUCGGUGUCCUCCAGUGCUUUUUGCCGCGUGAAGAAGGUGAAGGUGGAGAGCUGCAUGUGGGAUGUAACGAACCAAUCGGGCGAGAGGAAAUACUUCCUGCCCUGCCCUUCUCAGGGAAACCCCGCUCCCUCAGUGGCCUCUGGCUUCAACCCUGCCUAUGGCUCAGCAAAUCUGAAUUUCCGUCCAGCCGGGGGUUCCAGGGGCCAUGUGGUUGUGCGCGCUGCGGACAGCACUGGCAGCCUGCCGGGGCCCUCCUCCUCUUCCUCGUCCUCCUCCUCCUCUUCGUCCAGUUGCCGGGUCAACGACCCCUCCCCGAAGCAGCAGGGGUCACAGAGUGGCCUAAAGCGCAAGCGUGAGGAGGUGGAGAGCAGUGACAGCGUCCAGAUCCUGGAGGAGCUCUCCGCCCCCGUACCCUCCAACCGGGGAGGCGGGGGCGGGGCCACCACCCAGUCCAUCGCCCACUCCGCCUCCACGGCGAAGAGCAGCAACUCGCACAGCGAGGGGGACUACCAGCUUGUGCAGCACGAGAUUCUCUGCUCCAUGUCUAACAGCUACGAGGUGCUGGAGUUCCUGGGCAGGGGGACCUUCGGCCAGGUGGCCAAGUGCUGGAAGCGCGGCACCAACGAGAUCGUGGCCAUCAAGAUCCUGAAGAACCACCCUUCUUACGCCCGCCAGGGGCAGAUUGAGGUGAGCAUUCUGAACCAGCUGAGCGCGGAGAACGCCGACGAGUUCAACUUCGUGCGCUCGUACGAGUGCUUCCAGCACAAGAGCCACACCUGCCUGGUGUUCGAGAUGCUGGGCCAGAACCUGUACGACUUCCUCAAGCACAGCAAGUUCAGCCCGCUGCUGCUCAAGUGCAUCCGGCCCGUGCUGCAGCAGGUGGCCACCGCCCUCAUGAAGCUCAAGAGCCUGGGCCUCAUCCACGCCGACCUCAAGCCCGAGAACAUCAUGCUGGUGGACCCCAUCCGCCAGCCCUACCGCGUCAAGGUCAUCGACUUCGGCUCGGCCAGCCACGUCUCCAAGGCCGUGUGCUCCACCUACCUGCAGUCGCGGUACUACAGGGCUCCGGAGAUCAUCCUGGGCCUGCCGUUCUGCGAGGCCAUAGACAUGUGGUCCCUGGGCUGCGUGAUCGCCGAGCUCUUCCUGGGCUGGCCUCUGUACCCGGGAGCCUCGGAGUAUGACCAGAUCCGCUACAUCUCCCAGACCCAGGGGCUGCCGGCGGAGUACCUUCUGAGCGCCGGAACCAAGACCAGCCACUUCUUCAACAGAGGCCCCGCCUCCAGCUACCCCCUGUGGAGGCUGAAGACUCCAUCGGAACAUGAGGCGGAGAUGGGGAUCAAGUCUAAGGAAGCUCGCAAGUAUAUUUUCAACUGCCUGGAUGACAUGAUGCAGGUGAACAUGACGAGCCUGGAGGGGACGGACAUGCUGGCGGAGAAGGCGGACCGGCGGGAGUUCAUCGACCUGCUGAAGAGGAUGCUGACGCUGGACGCGGACAAGCGCAUCACCCCGAUGAAGACCCUCACCCACCCGUUCGUCACCAUGGCGCACCUGCUCCACUUCCCGCACAGCUCGCACGUAAAGUCCUGCUUCCAGAACAUGGAGGUUUGCAAGCGGAGGUGCGAUGCUUUCGACAACGGGAAGAACCUCUUCGCCAGCAAUGCCACGCCCAGCGCCGCCACCAACCUCACGGUCACCUUCAGCAGCCAGCUCAACCAGCACGGCCAGGUUGGCGCCGGCGAUAGCCAGUCGCUCUCCCAUGGCAGCAACGUCCCCCUGCUCAGCUACCAGCCGGCCCUCUACCAGCAGGCCACCAUCAACAUCCCCGGCCUCGCCCAGCAGAGCGUCCCGCUCUCGGUGCGCCCUCCCCAGCUGUGCGCCCAGACCGAGCCCUUCCAGCAGACCCUCAUCGUCUGCCCGCCCACCAUCCAGGGACUUCAGACCUCCAGUAAGCACUCUGGAUACCCCGUGAGGAUGGACAGCUCGGUGCCCGUGGUCCCUCAGAACCAGUCCUCCCAGUCCGUACAGAUCCAGCCCAGCAUGCUCGCGCAGCAGACUUGGCCAGCAGGUGCACAGCAGAUCCUCAUACCCUCCACCUGGCAGCAGAUACCGGGCGUGGCCAUCCACAACCCCGCGCAGCCCAUCAUCACCAAUUCGGCCAUGGGGGCGCUGCACUCCGAUAGCUCCGCCCAGGCCCCCGGCUGGAGUGCCAGGGGCUGCCAGGGGGGGCAGUACAGCGGCGGUACGCAGCGGACCUCCAGCCUGGCCGGCCAGAGCGCCCUGGCGUCUGCCCAGUCCACCAACGCGAGCGCGGCGUACACGAGAGGCCAGCAGGGGGCGACGUCCGGGAAGAAGGCCAAGACCCGCCAUUCUGACUGCAGAGCCAGGCACUUGUCCCUGCUGCACGCCGCCACCCCCGCGGCCCACCGCAGCCCCGCCCUCGCCUCGCCCGCCUACAGGGCCCCGCUCUCUCAGCCCAUCGUCAUCUCCGACACCCCCAGCCCCGCCGUCAGCAUCAUCACCAUCCGCAGCGACACCGAGGACGAGGACGACAGGAAGUUCCCCCCCGCCAGCAGCUGUGGCGUGGAGCCGCGGGGAAACGUCAUCAGCUGCGUGACCAUCCACGACUCGCAGGACUCGGACUCCUCCUCCAGCGGCUCCCCGGCCCCCAAGCGGUCCCGCCCCGCCGCCGGCGCCGAGCCCAAGCCCCUGGACGUCAUCAUGUCCGCGGUGAAAACGCAGCCCGGGGAGGGCGCCGAAUGCAUGGCGACAGGCCAGCUGACCGGCGUCUACGCCCUGCCUAGGAAGGGCUCCGCCCAGCAGCUUUGCGGCUCGGGAUCGUCCAAUAGCGAUCGUCACCACCAUGCAGCGGCCACCCCGUCCCAGCCUCUCAACCUCAGCCAGGUCCAGCCCUCUGUGACAUCACAAUCUAAAGACAGAACAGGGGGCGGCUCCCUACGCCAGCACCGCCCGCACCCCUCCGCCGCCCCUUACCGUCUGCAGGAGGCUUCCUUCUUCGGCUCCGCCCCCAACCUCUACGCCUACCCCGCCUCCCAGGCCUUGAGCCAGGCGCACGUGUCCGCGGCCUCCUCCUCCUCCUCUUCCUCUUCCUCCCACCACGCGGGCGGCCGGGCGGCCUACUCCUCGCUGGGCCUCCUGCACUCGGACAGCAGCCUGCGCCUGGCGGGGCCCGACCGUGCGCGCUACCAGCACCACUUCCCCGCCCACCAGCCCUACGGCCGCUCGGCCGCGGCCCACGGCUGCUACCCGUUCAGCCCGAGGAAGCUCAGCCAGCACCCGUACCUAUGAGGCGCGAGGAGGGGGAGACCGCGCCCACCGCGGCACAGCCCCGCCCCCCACCCCCAGUUCCCCCGGCGACCAAACAUGAACGCCUGCACAAGAUGCCCAGCCGCAUCCGAUUGAAACUAAAAUGCAAGGACUAGGAAUACUCCUUUUUUUUCUUUUCCUAUUUUUCUUUUUUUUUUUCCCCACCCACCCCCCCAGCGGAACCUAUGUCGUCCUAAUUUUUAACGUCACUUUUAACUUGUUAGUGUUGAAUUCUGUGUCGAGUUAUUUUAACCUUUUUUUUUUUUGCGAUUUAAUUUUAAGGCUCCUAGCUGGAGAAAAAAAAAAAAAAAGAAAAUAGCUGGAAAAAAAAGAAGUCUUUUAAUGGAUAACUGACAAAACUUGCUGUUGUUUUUAAUUUGCAGAGGAAAUGCAGUGGCUCUGUUCCGUGUCUGUGUGCUUAUUUGUGACGCGAGGGUGACGCCCUGACUAGUUUGAAGCUAGUGACUGUGAAGCACACUAACAUUUUAUGAAGUGACGAACGUGUGGACUGUGUAGUGGCGGUGACUUCACCGGUUUUCCUGUUUGUGUAACAUCCAUCUUUUCUGCAUCGACUCACAUAAAUGUUUUCCAUGUGGUUCUUAGACUUCUUUGCGCAAAAGACUGAUUUUGUCGGACGUACAUCAACCGGUUCAGCUCAUUCAGCCCCGUCAGCAGGCUGCUGUUCUGUGGGGCUGCUUGACCCUUUUACAUUCCAAGUGUCGUAGUUCCUCUCAAGGACCGGUUUUCCCUCUUACACUGGGGUGCUGUGUCGCGUGUCUCAAGGACGAAGGACUGAAUUAACAUCAGUUCGAGCCUGCUCGAUUGCUACUUCAAAGCACCCGUCACCAAAAUAAACACGGUUGGUGAUAUUAGCAGGAAAAUGAGGGAAUUCACAUCUUUCACAGAUGUCACUGCUAUAUUUUUCAAAAAAUUUGAUAAACCACAAAAUGACAAUGGGGGAAAAAAAAAGAUUGUUUAAAAGUAAUAGUACUUGAAAGUAUGUUCUUUUACAUGCAUUAUAUGGCCUCAUUUGAGAGUGAAUUUGUAAAGUUAUUAACUUAAGAAUGAUACCAGUCUGGCACAUGUAAAAUGUUAUUGCAUGUACCUUAUUGUUAAAGGGUAAUUCAGUGAGUGUUGAAGGUUCAGCAGAAAAAAACAUUUUCAAGCAUUUUGGAUCAACAUUUAAUUUAAAUGUUUCCAUGAUUCUCAAAAUUUGAAAUUUGUUUUAUUUUAUUUAUUUAUUAGCAGGAUAAGCCCCUUGAGAUGUGACAUCUCGUUUGUUGAGGGGGUCCUAAAUUUGGUGGGAAAUUUGCCACAAGCAAAUUCAUUUGACAUGCGCAUACACACACACACAUACACACACACGAAAACCAUAAACUCUGUUAUGGAGUGGUGUUUAUGGUAAAUGUGCAACAGUGUGAAAUUGCAUGCAAAAAUUUUAUCUCCCACCAAUGUACUAGUUAAGCUACUAGUUUAGCUAUUAAAACUUUUAGCAGUUUUAUUAACGCGAUACAAAUUUUAGCUAGCUAGCUAGUGUCAUUUUCAAACUAGAAUAUGGCUUUAACAUCAGUCAGUGCUAGCCAGUGUUUAAGUAAUAUUUUUAGGGCUGCCUGUAUUGGUUGUGUUUAGUAGUUGAAUAUUAAGAGUGAGGUGGGAUGCUGAGCUUAAUUUAAUAUAGAAUUAAUGUAAUAUACAGCUCUCUCAGUGCUCAGUUACAGUAUUGCUAAUGUAUCCCUCCUUUAUGAAAGGAAUGUAAUCAGACUUUGAUUAUUACAUGUUGCAUGGGUGCCGAUGUAGUGUACUGUGCCUGUACACUGCAGUUGAGGGUAUAUUGUGUGUUACAUAGUGUGCUGUGGACUCCCGAGAGCUAGGGCUGCCUACGCGGCGGCCAUCGUCCGAAGUGGCGCACUAUUUAAGGGACGGGGAGCGAUUUGAGACUCAACCCGCAAAUCACGUACAGAGUGAGCGUGGAGCAUCGAUCCAGUUCAGAGGUCGCAACAAUCCCGUUUUCAAAUCGUGUCGUGGUAAAGACCACCUCCCAGCAAGCCGAUUCCAUUGUUUACGAAGCUUAAUUAUCUGCCCUCCUGGCUGAAAGUGACGUUUGUCUUAAGGAAGAAUAGGUGUAAUUCAAGGUGGAAGUCAAACAUUUGCAGGCUACAGUUACAGACCGUAUAGCGGAACUUCACAUCGCAGAGCACAAACAGAGCCCGCCAUGGAAUGCAGUACUCAGGAAUUACAAUCGUGAUGCAACAGACAGCUGUAGUUCAUCAAUGCAAAUACUUCUCUGGAAAAUAGCUUGUUAGUGACUACCAAAAAAGAAAAAAAAAAAAAAAACCCUUGCACCAUUUUGAUACUAUCCUUAAAAAUGAUGUGAUUAAAUAAUUAAUCUUCUGGAAAGCUGUGGUUUUGGGUGAAACUUGCAAUGCAAAGACUGAAGGUGUAUUGGAGUCUGUUAGUGUACAUAUGAAUCAGACUGGGUAGUUCACACUGAAAAUGUACACAUUACUUGCAUAGUGGGGCAUCCUGAGCAUAUUCAUUUUGUGUAGAUCGCUGUGGGCUUAUUUUGCUUGGAACGGCCACUUGAAUAGCAAGUAAACUUGAUCAUUAAGAAUGUGGAUUGCCCUUUUUUGAAGGUUUAACAAAAUCUUAGUGAACCAGUAAUUCAUGCAAGCCCAUGACCGUGUGACGAGAAAUACUACGCAGAAAUCACAUUCAGAAAACAACAUUUCAUGCGAGUAUUCGUAACAGUGUGCAUUAUCGGUUGUGGGAAUUGGUUGAGAAGUAAAUGUCUAGCCACUCCAUUCCAAUCACUGUUUAAUGCAUAAAUUCCAAUUAUUUCAAACAGUAUUUCUCUUCUGACGUGGGGUAGUGCAUAUCAUAAAUCUUGGUGCAUUACUGUACUUGUCAUGCAUAAUAAACUGUAUGAACAGUCUGUAAUUACCUGCCAUUUCUUAUUCUGUUAUGCAGUGUAAUUAUACUGUUGCAGUUUCAUUGAGCACAAUUGGAGCGCUGUUUUUGAGUGGCAGUUUUUGCUACUCAAACAAAAUGGCUAAAAUCAAGCCGUCUAAAAUUAUAUAUGAAAUACACUAUUUUCAUGAGUAUUACUAACUUUAAAAGUUUGAAACUACAUUGCGAUUUCAUCCUUAAGUGUCAACUAUAUGUGGUUUUCUUAAUGUACUGUAGGGAAGGAAUGAUGUCAGCAUAAACCCAAUAAAAAUAGUUUGCAUCCGUGGUAACUUCCGUUCUGUGUGGGUGAGUCACCCUUUCCAGAGCAUGGGGGUCAGAGUUGGUGCUUUUUCAGCUGAUAUUUGUCCUGAGAGCUGCAGUUUAAGUAACGCUAAAAAGAAUGUAGCCUACCCAGAAUUCAGAGAAUGCAAUUUCUGUACAGUAUACAGAAUGUUAUCUAUUACAUUGAAUACGGUAGAGCUUCAGGAAGGUACUGUGUCAUCAUUUUGAGGACAUGUCUGAAGAUCUUCUCAGACACAAGAUGGCUGAAGUACAUUUGAGGCUGAUGAGGUUGUGUUUUAGGGUCAUUUAGGUCCUCCGUACAGCCUUGUGUGUAGCAAAUGCCUUUGGUUACUGUGCCCUUUUCAGUGUGAUUUUCUCAUUUCCUCUCAGAGGCCAUAGCGUGACUAAAUGUUACAUUUACCAGCAUUUGCUUUUGUGACCAUCCGCAACGCAUAACGCAUUCGUAAGUCUUAUAUUAAGUGAACUCCCUUUUCCUAGUGCAAUCAAAUCUCAACGCAUCAGUUAUCCAUUACAACUCAAAAUGUGGAAGUCAUUGGAGGCACAGGGCCUUUGAAGUACAGUUUUCUUAUUAAAAUGUCAGUGUAGUUUUGAGUUUGAGGUUUUACAAAGUGCAAUGUAAGAUGUGACGUGAGCUGAAGUGCUCGGCAAAACAAAUCCACGGCUGGAGAUACCUGUGCUACUGCUUGGUGUUACCUGAAGUUCUCACUUGCUGUUUUUGUCAGUUCCUUCCAUUCAGUAAUGCUUAUAUCGUUGUUGUGGGUUUUGAUAUUUAGACAGUCAUACAAAAUUACUUCCACAAAUAAACCCUUUGUUGAUUUACUGUA